AUGUUGCCAUACAAGUUGGUAUUUGGGAAAGCGUGUCAUUUACCGGUGGAGUUAGAGCAUAGAGCUUGGUGGGUGUUGAGACAGUUGAAUCUCGAUAUUGAAGCUGCGGGAGUAAGUAGAGUAAUGGAGUUGCAUGAGCUUGAUGAAUUCAGAUAUCACGCUUUUGAGAGCACCACAUUGUACAAGGAGCGAAUGAAGAUGAUGCAUGAUAAAAAUAUUAUUGAGCGGAGUUUUAAACCCGGAGAUAGGGUAUUGAUAUACAACUCAAGAUUGAGGUUAUUUCCGGGCAAAUUAAAGUCAAGAUGGUCAGGUCCAUUUCAUGUAGUUGAAAUUCAUCCCACUGGUGCCGUCGAGAUAGCUGUAGAAAAUGACUCUCGCAUGUUUAGAGUCAAUGGACACGAUUAA
Molecule: messenger RNA, 405 nt
Organism: Nicotiana attenuata
Lineage: Eukaryota; Viridiplantae; Streptophyta; Magnoliopsida; Solanales; Solanaceae
Exons: 1
Coding region: 1-405 (134 amino acids)
Source: RefSeq, a predicted model, not a curated record